Erigeron canadensis is the source of this 912-nucleotide messenger RNA. Its product is annotated as agamous-like MADS-box protein AGL82. The transcript has a single exon. The coding region runs from base 1 to 912 and encodes 303 amino acids. The record is from RefSeq and is a predicted model, not a curated record. Gene Ontology annotation, biological process: positive regulation of transcription by RNA polymerase II. Lineage: Eukaryota; Viridiplantae; Streptophyta; Magnoliopsida; Asterales; Asteraceae. Gene Ontology annotation, molecular function: DNA-binding transcription factor activity, RNA polymerase II-specific; RNA polymerase II cis-regulatory region sequence-specific DNA binding; protein dimerization activity.
AUGGGUCGUGCAAAGUUGAGGAUGGAACUCAUACCAAAAGAGAAAACUCGAAUCACGACUUACCAAAAAAGGAAACGUGGGAUGAUUAAGAAAGCCAAAGAAUUCACAACUCUUUGUGAUGUGAAUACCGUGAUGUUCAUAUUACCUCCUGAUUCAAAUGAGCCCGAGGUUUGGCCUGAAAACCCCGAGCUAAUCAAGAAAACCAUCGCUUUUUACAAGACAAAAAAGGGUGAUUCGGGAAAGAAAACUUAUGAUCUCAAUGACUUUUUUGAAGAUCGUAAGAAAAAAAUUGAAGAUGAGCUAAUGAAGGCCCGAAAAAAGAACAUGGAAGCCAAGUACUCGACUUGGUAUGAUGAGUUCAAUAAUUAUUCCGAAGCACAAUUAAGGGUUUUGUCUAAGUCUUUGGAAAACAAAGAAAAUAUAGUUAAAGCUGUUGUUGAAUUCAAGAAAAAUAACAUGAAAAUCCUAAUGCCAUCUAUGUUAGAACUCGAUGAUCACAAAAAACCAAUGCUUCAUCACUUUAGUGAUUUGGGCUCUGGUUUGGGCUCAGGAUUGGGCUUGAACCUAGGUAACCCAGUUAGUAAUUUUGGUCAUUAUCAACUAAUGAACCAUCAAGUAAUGAGUAAUGGCGAUCUUGGGUGGCUCAAUAAUGAUGCUGAAUCUAAUUCUUGUUUACCUUUAUCAUCGAUGAAGUGUGACCCGAGGGGGUAUGGUUAUAACGCGGUGUAUGAUGGGGGUGUGAUCUACGAUAACGUGAACCAAUGGGCGAUUCCUCAGCCGAUGGUGCAAGUUCAAGUUCCGGACUUUGUGAUGCAAGAAAUUCAUAAUGCCCAAGCAAUGAACAACAAUGGUGGUGUUGGUGAUUAUAUGAUGGAUCAGGAUCAACAUGCAAGGAUGUUUAUGGGUAAUUAA